Messenger RNA from Lolium rigidum, 891 nucleotides. RefSeq names its product agamous-like MADS-box protein AGL62. The transcript has a single exon. Gene Ontology annotation, molecular function: DNA-binding transcription factor activity, RNA polymerase II-specific; RNA polymerase II cis-regulatory region sequence-specific DNA binding; protein dimerization activity. Lineage: Eukaryota; Viridiplantae; Streptophyta; Magnoliopsida; Poales; Poaceae. Gene Ontology annotation, biological process: positive regulation of transcription by RNA polymerase II. The record is from RefSeq and is a predicted model, not a curated record. The coding region runs from base 1 to 891 and encodes 296 amino acids.
AUGGCACCGCGGCGGCCGAGAGGUACGGGGCGGAAGAAGAUCGAGAUCCGGCCCAUCGAGAGCGAGGCGGCGCGGCAGGUAUGCUUCUCCAAGCGCCGCACGGGGCUGUUCAAAAAGGUGAGCGAGCUGUCCACCCUAUGCGGCGCCGAGGUGGCCGCUGUCGUCUUCUCCCCAGGAGGCAAGGUCUUCUCCAUAGGCCACCCUUCCGUCGACUCCGUCCUCGACCGCUUCCGCACCUCCUACUCUUCCGAGGCUCAGACCGUGGCGGCGGUGGACGGCGGCGCCGGUGACCGGAACCCGGCGCAGGCGGAGCUGAACCAGAAGCUUGACGAGCUGCAAGCGCAGCUGGCCGCGAUCAAGGCGCGAAACAAGGCCAUCGAUGAGUUCUUGGAUAAGGCGCGCGCCGAGGGGUGCCAGGCGGCGGCGUGGCUGGAGCAGGCCAACGACGUGAGCCAGAUGAAGGAGGAGGACCGGGCUGCCUUCGCGGCCGCGCUGGCGAAGCUGCGCGCGGACGUGGCGGUGCGCUGCGACCAGGUUCUCCGGGAUGUGCUGCCCGUUGGCCGUACUGUGGGUGGCGGCGGCGAGUUUGAGCUCGGUGGCACCAGCGCGAGCGGCGGGAUGGAGAUGACGCAACAUCAGCUGAUGAUGGAGUUGGUACAGCAGCAGGGGAAGCAACAGCAACAGAUGAUGAUGGAGAUGCCGCCGCCUCCACAAACGGGGUUCGUCGACGCUGGAAUGGAGCAGCAGCAUCAGAUGAUGAUGGGGAUGUUGCCACCGCCGCCAGUGCUGGGGUUUGACACCGGAAUGGAGACGGUAAAUCAGGGGUUUGGGCCGCACGGCUUCCCCCAGAGAGGACACGAUGAGAUCGAACCCGACACCAGUCGUACCUAG